Molecule: messenger RNA, 1926 nt
Organism: Pediculus humanus corporis (human body louse)
Lineage: Eukaryota; Metazoa; Arthropoda; Insecta; Psocodea; Pediculidae
Exons: 7
Coding region: 1-1926 (641 amino acids)
Source: RefSeq, a predicted model, not a curated record
AUGUUGAAGUGGGCUGUUGGCCAAAGACACCCCACUCCCGGGCAACAAACAUCGGCCUGUUAUUCUUCAGUCACCAGAUUAGAAACGAAAGAAUCAUCUUGUUUUAAAACGUCAACGGAUAGACUUUACGUCGCAAGGAGAAGAAAUAAUCGCGGCCAUGUUAAAAAAGCAGCUGUUCGAUCAAUAAAAAGAGCCAAGCAAGAUAAAGAAAAUCAACCAUGCUGCACUCCAGACAAUGGGUCCUUACGGAUACGGGACAGCUUCAGGCAGAACCCAAAGGUGCUUCGUGACGUUAGUAAUUCUCCAGAUCCGUAUAUGGUGACUCCCAAACGUCAGGAUUAUGUAAAAAGACGACAGAGUCAUCCGUUGAAUUUUAUAAGGAAAAGGCCUUAUAAUGAUUACUCUAAAAGCGCUCCCACAAAUACUCAGGAUUAUUUAAAUUCUUAUAAUUUAUCCGAUAAUAAUAAAAUUUUGACUUCGUAUAAUAAUACCUCACCCCUGAUAGUCAAUACCAAUGAUGAAAUUUCAAAUCGUAAUAGUAGUUCACCGUCGGAUGUAACGGAUGUUGUCGACACUAGAAAACCAAAUUCAACAUUGAAAUCUCUUUUAGCAAUGCAAAUAGAAUAUUCUCCAGGACCUUUUACGGCCACACAAAGUCUUGUGGCUUUGCGUCGACGUCUAACAAAAACUUUAACUCAGGCAAAACAAGAAAAAACACCCAUGCUCAUUGAAAAUUCUCUCUACAAUACUCUGAACCAAUCCGAGAAAUGUUCCAACAACGGUAUAACGAUAUCGUGUGACGAACAAUCCCCCACUUUGGAGGGAUCUAUGGAAGAGAAAAGCAUACUGGAACAAAUUUCAAACAAAUACGAUUUUGUAAAUAAUUUGAAAAAGGAAAAUUCUAAAUUGGAAAACACUUUGGUAUCAUCUUUGUCUCAGAGAUUAGAAUGGUUAAGAUUAAAUAAUAAUUUGAAUAAUGUAAAUAAGAUAAAAAAAAACGAAACGGAAAUAAAUUGUUUUGGGGAAAAUCCGAGGAAAACGAAUAAAAGGAAUGAUGGUGAUGAUGGUGAUGAAGUGUCGAACGAAAGAAGGAAAAGAGAAUGGGAUAUGAUAAAAAUGGAAAAAUACGUUAAAAAGAAAAUGAGAAAGUGUGCUUGCGAUGGUGCUUGCGAUACGGGAUAUGGAUCUUGCUGUGAUAAAAAUAAGCCAAAGACUCAUACGAAACCAACACUUAUGGGUUUGACAUUACCUUCAGGUAUUCCCAGUCCGGUUAUUUCAGAAGACUCAGGUACAAGUAGUUUGGGUUUGGAAGGUAUUCAUCCCCUUAAUUUAUCUCCGAUUCAUAAUGCAGAUCACGGGAUGGGACGUUUAACCGAACAAGCUCUUUCGAAUCACAACAACAUCGGACUCCGAUGCGAAUCAUUAUCGACAUCUUUAAUCGUCGAAAAAUGUUCUCCAUCGUCGAUAUGUUCCUCGUUGAGAAAAAGAUUUCAACGUGACAUAUUCGAAUCGAAAGAUGCUUGGAGCGAAGAAAUAAUACCGCAAAUAAAAACUCCAAAAUUAUCCCACGAAUCUCCCCGGUAUAAAGAAGACGAUACACCAUCUAAUUUUGAUUACGAUUUCGCCUUACCAAGUCCUCUGGCAUUGGUAGAAAAAAGAUCAAGAUCUAGAAGGUGUCUGCGAUUUGUAUCACCUGGUAACAAUACCUGUCAGCGACAUAAAUCUACAAAAUUUCCUCUUUCGCUAUCGUGUCCUCGAUUGAGAGACAGUAAAGACGGAGCUGGAGAUCUGGAGCUGUCGGUUAAUGUUACCACAGAAGUUAUUACCGUUUAUGGAUACGAAAAAGGUAAAAUGUUUCAACAUUUAAACAAUAAACAGGCAGACAUAUUGGUUUUUGAUUUCAUUGUGAAUGUUGUUUUUUACUAG